GCCUGUUCCGUGCUGCCGUGUUCUUCCCACCUUUCACGCGCGUAACUUCAUACAUUACACUGGCGACGAGUAAUUCGACUGGAGAAGAUAAAACGGCACAAUGGCACCUUAUAUUGGGACUAUGGCAGAAUUCGAUCCCGAAAAGGACGAAUUUGAAGUGUAUAUAGCACGCAUGAAGUUGUUCUUCACUGCGAAUACGGUGUCAGAGGCUAAAAAAGCUUCCGUGUUUUUGACACUAGUUGGAGGGAGGACCUACUCAGUUCUUCGUGAUUUGCUUCAUCCAGAAGAUCCCGGUGAACAGUCAUUUGACGUAUUGGCAGCUAGGCUGUUGGAACAGUACGCGCCUAAACGUAACAAAAUUGCAGAACGUUUCAAAUUUCAUAGAUGCAAGCAAUUGCCUGAUCAAACGGUCUCAGCGUAUGUUGCUCAGCUUAAGAAGUGUGCCAGUACAUGUGACUACGGGACUUUUCUAGAAGAAUCGCUUAGAGACAAGUUAAUUGAAGGUCUCAAAGAGGCAACGCUUCAACGAGAAUUGUUGAAAAAAUCCGACGUAACUUUCAAGACAGCAGUUGAAUUUGCCCUUGCUUUCGAAUUAACAGUGAAAACGUCCGAUGAAAUGCAAGGACUGAAUGUGGUAAAAAGUACUGGAAGCGACGCCAUUAAUGCAGUGUCUUCAAGCAAGAUAACUAAGGCAAACAAUCGUAAUGUGACUCGGAAACGCGGGCCUAGCGACCCGGAAUCGAAGCAACCGAAGCCAUGUUUUCGGUGCAAUGGACGAAACCACAACGCUGCAACAUGCCGAUUCAAGAAUUAUAAAUGUAAUUCGUGUGGCAAGACUGGGCACCUAGGUAAGGCCUGCCGGAACAAGGUCCAGGCAGUAGAUGCAAAGGAAGAAUCUUCGCACAUGGAGCUGUACCACAUUAACAGUGUGGGGUGCUCACCAUACGUCGUCAACGUGCAACUGAACGGCAAGCAAGUGGAAAUGCAGGUUGAUACCGGCGCAGGAGUCAGCAUCAUAUCCAGCAAGAAGUAUAACAAACUCUUCAAGGAGCCACUUAAGCCUGCACAGUGCUUACUAUCGACGUAUUCAAACAGCGUUUUGGAAGUACUUGGUAAGGUUGCUAUGGAUGUGGUUCAUGCUGGGAAGAGGUUAAAAUUGAAUAUUUUUGUGGUUCGCGGCGACGGUCCAACUUUGCUUGGUCGCGAUUGGCUUAAGCAAUUAAAGUUAGACUGGACUGCGGUAUAUAGAAUCAAUUCUUUGGAUGACAUUCUAACUAUGCCUCUGUGUUUGAUGGUAGCCUUGCGCUGGACGUUGGGGCCACUCGUAAUUCUGCAGGCCGUGGCAUCAAGCACUGAGCCCUGGCACUAG
This is a messenger RNA of Hyalella azteca, 1369 nucleotides long. RefSeq lists its product as uncharacterized. NCBI's taxonomy places the organism in Eukaryota, Metazoa, Arthropoda, Malacostraca, Amphipoda, Hyalellidae. The record is from RefSeq and is a predicted model, not a curated record. The transcript is spliced from 2 exons. The coding region runs from base 101 to 1369 and encodes 422 amino acids. Gene Ontology annotation, molecular function: nucleic acid binding; zinc ion binding.